GGUGGAGUGCAACUGCCUCCCUUAUUCCUUUGACUUUUAUAAUUGCUUGUUUUCUUUCUGGUCGAAAGAACGAAAGAAAACACAGAGAGAGAGCGAGAGAGGGACAGAGGGGGAGAGAGAACAACGGAGAGAGCAGGAAGUGAGAGAGAAGGGGCUCGAGAGCUCGAGAUGGAAGGGUGAUGAAGAGAAUGGAGUAGCAACCAAAUUCACUUGAUUAGUUUAUGGGCAUGUAAGUAUCAUCACAAGCAUGUUUUGCUGUACAAGUACUCUGUUUGCGUCUGCUGUUAUGGUAGGCGGUCUCUGCAAUAACCUCGUUCAUUAUCUCUGCUAUCAUCGGAACCCAUUUCUUCUUCAAGAAGAGACUGCAAAAUCCUAGUUCUGGCAGGAAGGAUGAGAAUAUUUCACCAGUAUGUUCCCCUUCACAGAAAGAAAGCAAGAAAGAGAAAAUGGCAAGGGAGAUGCUCUCACGGUAGAGUGUUCCAUGGAAAAAGGAAUCGACUCCCAGUAAUCAUCAAUGAAAUUCGCUGUCUUAUUUCAUUAUACCCAAUUUGCUGUGAUAGGAGUCCUGAGCUACCCUUCUCUCUCUGUUUCCUGGCAACAAGAAAGAUAAGGAGAGGAAAUUACAGGACUAGUAUGCUAUGGCAUCCGACGGUCAUCCUAGGUACCGUACUUUGGUUAUUGUUGCAAUCUGUGCAACAGCAUCGGUCCUCAUGGCCGCUUUCCUUAAAGCUCGUAAGAGAUGGCAAAGUGGCAAUUCCAGCAGUAUGAAUGUGAACAAUUCGCAGCAGCAUCAGCAGGAGCUAGAUGGAAGCCAUGACGUUCCAUCAUCCGAUUCCUCAGACAAUCCAGCGGCGGGUGACGGGGUUGAAGUCUUCCUGAGCUGCAGGGGGACCGGCAUCCGCAAGACGUUUACAGACUACCUCUACCAUAGCCUCAUCGAUGCUGGGGUCCGCACCUUCAGGGACAAUGAGGAGCUCCGUGCAGGGGAGGAGAUCGGCCCUGAGCUCAUGAAAUCAAUCAGGCAGUCAAAGAUCGGGAUCCCCAUCUUCUCCGCGGAUUACGCUUCGAGCGAGUGGUGCCUCAUGGAGGUGGCGGAGAUGGUGAAGUCCAUGAAGGAGAGCAAACAGCUGAUCAUGCCAUUAUUCCUGGAUGUAACGCCUGACGAGGCCCAACAUCAGACGGGCAGUUACGCCAAACCUUUCUCCCAGCAUGAGAAGAGGUUCGGUCAGGAGAAGGUCCAAGCAUGGAGGGAUGCGCUGAAGGAAGUCGUGAAGCUGAAGGGUCUGGAACUUAAUAAAGUGGCAAACGGACAUCAAGGUGAGUUCGUAAAAUUAGUUGUUGCAAAGGUCCUUAGAGAACUGAAGAAGUCUUACUUGGAAAUGGGUACUGUCCUAGUUGGAAUCGAGGAUCGGGCAGAAGAAAUUGUGAAAAAAUUAGAAGUUGGCAUAGAUUAUCAUGUUCAGGUAUUCGGGAUUUGGGGCAUGGGUGGCAUAGGAAAGACAACUUUAGCCAAGUUUGUCUACAACCAAAUUGUAGACAAUUUUGAAAGUAAUUCUUUCCUUAAAGAUAUCCGAGAAACAUCCCGGUAUCCCAAUGGCCAUCAAUACUUACAAAGUAAAUUGGUCUCCGACAUAUUAGAGCUUGAGCCGCAGGACUAUGCUACUGUAGAGGAAGGAAUAAAUGUACUUAAGGAAAGGCUUCACCAAAAGAAAGUCCUGAUUCUUCUCGAUGAUGUUGACCACAUCGACCAGAUUAAAGCUUUGGCAGCUGAUGUUGGUUGGUUUGGCCAAGGAAGCAGGAUCAUCAUUACUACUAGAGAAAAGGAUGUCCUGGAACAAUUUCAUGUACCGGAUUUGUAUGAAGUCCCAUUACUGGAUGAAGGUCAUGCUUUAGAGCUCUUCUGCAUGCACGCAUUCAGAAAUAAGUCUCCCAGACCAGACUUGGCUGAACAGGCAUUGGAAAUCGUGAACAUUACUGGACGGCUUCCUCUAGCUCUUGAGGUUAUGGGAUCAUUCUUAUCCGUCUAUGGUGGAAGGAAGGAUAUGUGGCAUGCUACAAUAGAGAAGUUGAAAUUUAAACUUGACAUGUUCGACAUCCAAGAUAAGUUGAAGAUAAGUUACGAGUCGUUGGAAUGUGAGCAAAAGGAAACAUUCCUUGACAUUGCAUGCUUUUUCAUCGGAAUGGAUGUCAGGCUAGUGAUUCCUAUGUGGAAAGAUACUAAAUUUUCCCCAGAAGUGGGAAUUGAGAUCCUCCAACUGAAGUCGUUAAUUAAAAUUGGAGAGGACAAUAUGAUAUGGAUGCACGAUCAACUCAGAGAUCUUGGCAGAAGUGUGGUUGAGCAAGAAGACAAAGAGCCAGGACGGAGAAGCAGGCUGUGGCACGGUGAAGAUGCAUUUGAUGUUUUAGUGGAACAACAGGGAACGUCAAAAGUGGAAGCCAUCAGUCUAGAAGGAUAUCAUUUCAUGGAGGAAGAAGAUAGUCUUAAUGAUGACAUGUAUAGGAACCUGUCGAGGCUGAGAAUUCUUGAACUUGCUAGUGCAUGGCUCGAUGGCAACUUUCAGGGUCUUUUCCGUCAGCUGAGAUGGUUGAGUUGGCAUAGAAAGAACAUAUCUCCACCGGUGAAUUUAAUUCUGAGGAACUUAAUUGUUCUUGAUCUGUCAAGGAGCUUAAUUCGUGAUAAGUGGAUUGGCUGGAGCUCGAUCAAGUUCGGGUCGAAGCUCAAAGUUCUCAACCUCAAAAAUUGCCCAAUUAGCAGAACUCCUGACUUCUCGGCAUUCCCGAGCUUAGAGAGCUUGAUUCUAGAGUCAUGCGUGGAGUUGGUUUGGGUUGAUCCAUCGAUAGGGCUUCUGAAGGACCUGAUCCUCUUAAAUUUGAGGAGAUGUUGGGGACUGAAGAAGUUGCCGGAGCAAUUGGGUUCCAUGGAGUCACUAGUCGAGCUUCUCAUUGAUAAUACACAGGUUGAAGAAUUACCUAUAUCGAGAGGUAUGAUUAACCUCGAAGUUCUAUCUGCUAAUAGAUGCAUAAAUCUUCAUGAAAUUCCAGCAUCUAUUGGAUCUCUUGUGAAUCUGAGGAGACUCUCGUUAUUACGUAGCGGGGUAAAGGAACUUCCGAACUCCAUUGGGCAGUUAACCUCGUUGGUUGAACUUAUCUUGUCGGGAACUAACAUCAGAAGGUUGCCGGAUUUCGUUGGAGAUCUACAUGAUUUGGAAUUGCUCAAGAUUGAUGAAACACGUAUCACUUUUUCUCCAUGUAACCUGGGAAGCUUAAAGAAGCUCAAAGUGCUCGACGCCUGGUUUUCUCCAAAGGGGGGAGUAGGAGACCAAAUAAUUUCUGAUGGAAUUUUGAAUCUAUCCUCUUUGAGGGUCUUGAGAUUUAGCAAGGUAAAUAGCCUCCCAGCAGGUAUGAGCGCUCUCUCAUGCCUGGAGACCCUUCAUUUAGAUGAAUGCCACAAUCUUCAGACCCUCCCCGAGCUUCCGUCUAGCUUAAUUAGUCUAAUCGUUCAAGACUCGUCGGCGCUGACUUCCCUGAGCCUCGCGAACUUGGUUAAUCUAAAAGAAUUGCAAUUGUAUUGGGUUUUGGAGCUCAAGGAGCUGGAAAACGUCUCUAGCCUAAGGAAGCUCGAGAAAAUGGGUUUGAACUCGGUGAAGAUAUCUACCUUGCCAGAAGAGAUAGGUGCAUUUCUCCGUCUUAAAAAUCUUGAUCUUCGGGAUUGCCACAGACUUAAAACCCUCCCUACACUUCCCUCAAGUCUGUCAGCUUUGAGGAUCCGGGGUGGCAGCUCACUCGAGAGGUUGCCAGACCUUUCAAACUUGAAGAAUUUGUUGAAAUUAUGGGUUAUGGAUUGCCCGAAGCUCAGGGAAAUCGAAGGCCUUGGCAAUAUCCUGUCCCUGAAGGAUCUCAAUACAGAUGGCUGCCUUUUAACGAAGCUGGACGGUCUCGAGAGGCUUGAAUCUUUAAUUGCUUUGUCAGCCGGUUGGUCUCAAGUUGAAAGACUUCCUGACUUAUCCAAGUUGAGAAACUUGAAGUUCCUAAGUGUACCGUGGAGCAGAAAGCUAGUUGAGAUACGAGGUCUCAGUCGUUUGAAAAAACUCAAAAGGUUUUGUAUCGACAGCUGCAGGUCGCUCAAACGCUUGCCCGAGCUACCAUACUCAUUGGAGGAGUUAUCCCUUAGAGGCUGCGAGCAAUUUAGUGAAAUUGAGGUGGUUGCAGAAUUGGAGACGCUGCAAAUGUUGGAUAUAAACAGUUGCAGAUCGCUCACGAAGUUACCAAACCUAUCGAGGUUGCAGAGGCUGGAGCGCUUCAUAAUGAGGGAUUGUGAGAGCAUCACGGAAAUUUCAGGACUCGAGGAACUGAGUAAGCUGCGGGUGUUGAACAUCUUUGGAUGCAAGGCACUUAAGUUACCCGAUCUUUCGAAGCAGAAGAGUAACGGACUGCAGAUCCAUAACAAUUCAAAGCAAGACCUUUAUCGGUCCGAUAUCUAUCCUAUCUACGUUUAGUUGUCCUUGUGUAGGUUAGUCUGCCGGCAUUAUAUUUAUGAAUAUUGACUUUCUGUUUUUCUUGAUUCGGAUCGAUCGACGUCGGUGUGUGUAUACAUACAUAUACAUGUCGUUGAUGUGAUAUUGCAGUACAGGAGGCAGAGACGUUGAGUUGGAAAAUUAAAUUCAUACAGCGCAGAAAGUUCUUAUCU
This is a messenger RNA of Punica granatum (pomegranate), 4687 nucleotides long. The record is from RefSeq and is a predicted model, not a curated record. NCBI's taxonomy places the organism in Eukaryota, Viridiplantae, Streptophyta, Magnoliopsida, Myrtales, Lythraceae.